AGGCCUGUCCUGUCCGUAGGGGUUAGACUUAAACCAACAAAGUCAUUCACAGACCACCUGCUGCCUUGGGUCUUCCGUCUGGUGUAGUUUGACGAAAACAUUUGGCCUUCAAAAUGAUAUCAGGCCUGCCAUUACUGCUUCUCUUGUGUUUGAAUUACAGGACUGAAGGUUACCCAGUGGAGUAUGUAGGCACGUUGUUAGGGUCAGACGAGUAUACCCCAACGGCGGUGGAGUACUCUCGGGAUGCUUUCCAGGUCGAGUAUUCGGCAACACCAGAGGAGACGCAAGGAGCCCAGCAAAGUAGGCCUAUCGCAGCAGACACAGAUGACAAACCCGAUACGACUUGGGAAGAGCUGCAAGCCAUGAUCAGCGCGUCGGAGGGCAUUGGCGCUGGAUGGUCUGAGGUGUCUGUAGAUUCCAACUUCAAGACCGCUGCUGCGGAAGGUCCCGCUUUCAAGAGCGCCGCAGAAGGUCCCACUUUCAAGAGCGAAGGUCCAGCUUUGAUCGCCUCAGCAGGAGGGGGCACUUUCGGCUCCCUUUCAAAUCCAACGCUGCUGAAUCUGCCGAUGUUCAGCAUCGACAUGUCCCCCCUCGGCAGUGGCGUCUUCAGGCCGGAGGAAGGCACCAGGCACCUUCCUGAGGCUGUCAUUCCGAAGCUUCUGCCCCCCACCCCCACCGACCCGGCGCCGCCCCAGAACGGCAAAGUGGACGCCCUUUGCCACUUGGACCGCAUCUACAUCCGCAUCAGGAAGGAUCUUUUCAGCUACCCGGAAAAUGCAAGGCAGUACCUGAGGGUUGGGCCGUGCCCGGUCAACCAGGCCAGAGGAGACCAUUACUACUUUCUCUACUACCUGAACAACUGCAGCAGAACAUUCAUGGAUGGGAACCUCUUCUCCACAUAUUCCUCCAAGCUGACCUACAAUCCGCCCUCCUCCACUGGAGUCGUCCUACGAGACCUGCCCUUCAGCGUUGACGUAAACUGCAAAUACUAUAAGAAUUUCAAUGCGUACGCCUACGGCCCCAAUCCAGACACUCGCUCUGGCACCCUUUUCACUCGUCUGGCCCAGGCAUCCCGAAUCACGCUGACUCUACACGAUGACCAAUGGAAUCCCCUGGCGCCUGGUGAGGCCUUCAGCAUCGGCAGGCCCAUGUUCUUCCAGGUGAAGAUGCCCCCAAGGGGUCAAAGUGGUGCCAACUUCCGAUCGAAAACAACUGAGUACAGCAAUGACCGCGUCUAUGUCAACAAGUGUUACAUGACCGCCGCCAGUGACCCCAACUCGAUGCCCAGAUACACCGUGAUCAAUCAGAAUGGGUGUAUGGAGGACAGCAAGGCCAUUUCCAGCUCCAGGUUUAUUCCCUCUCCAGACCAGAGCAGGCUGAGGUUUUCCGUCGGUGCCUUCGUCUUCCGAGAUUCUGAAACUCUCCCAAGUGGGCUGAGGAGACUGUACAUGCACUGUCAGAUCGCCCUGGGACCUUCUACUCCCACCCCUAGUGCGAAGUCAUGCACCUUCAACAGUAAUACACAAAUGUGGACUGAGUUGAGUGGUGCCAACCAUGUGUGCGCUUGCUGUGCGACUUCCUCCUGUCCCUCUGACGGCUCAGGUGCAAACAAGAUGGUGACCAGCCUGCUGUGGGAUGAGGAUGGCAAGGAGGUCAUGCCGGAGAUGAUGGCCAAGGCGGCAGCCGUACCUGACAAGGCAGCCAUGCCUGACAAGAUGGCUAAGGCAGCCGACGACAUCGACGCAGAUGACUCUUAUGAUGAAUUUAUGAAAUACUGGGUCGGAAAUUGAUGAAUAUAAAAUAAAUAUAUUGCAUGGAAAAACUCAAAA
Engraulis encrasicolus (European anchovy) is the source of this 1829-nucleotide messenger RNA. It is a transcript of the gene zp3c, whose product is annotated as zona pellucida glycoprotein 3c. NCBI's taxonomy places the organism in Eukaryota, Metazoa, Chordata, Actinopteri, Clupeiformes, Engraulidae. The record is from RefSeq and is a predicted model, not a curated record. Bases 114 to 1790 code for a protein of 558 amino acids. The transcript is spliced from 8 exons.